CACCUGGUGUUAUAUUUGAUAAGAUCUGAGGUCUGUAAAGUUUAACUACAGCGAUUUUAUUUGCCAACAGAAGGCAAAAUGUCUGUUUUGCCAGUUUUCGCUGUUUUGUGUAUUUAUUGUUUGCAACAAGUGACCCUCCAGACUCCACAGGUUUCCAUUAAAGUUGAUGUAGAGAAGGUGAUCCAGGACAUUGAUGAGGAUGUAUUCAUGGGGGUCACGCUGGACUGCUACUUGAUGCAGGACAAUUGGGAAGGAUUUGACUUCAGAAAUGGACGUAUGUUGAAUCUUGCAAAGGGGAUCGGUCCAUCGUUUCUCCGCAUCGGGGGUACGGCAUGCGACUCGCUCACCUUUGACCCUAACCGACUCGGAAAGAAACAUGUUUCCAAAUUGGUUCGCCCGCCCUUUACAACAAAUUUCACCAUGACAGCGGAAGACUGGGACAAUUUCAACAUGUUUGUGAAGAAGGUUGGAUGGAAGAUGAUCUUUGGCAUCAACGCCAAGAAACGAGAUGGAGCUGAGUGGGAUCCAUUGAAUGCCCUUGUAUUGUUGAAGUACACUGCGGACAAAGGGUAUCCCAUCUAUGGAUUUGAACUUGGAAACGAACCUGAUAUUUUCCCAAAGAGUGUGUCUCCGGAGCAGCUGGGCGACGACUUUGCUGUUUUACAGAGAGAGUUAGAGUCUCUGCCAUUUGGAAAGUCAUUGAUCAUCGGCCCAGAUACUACAGGUGUCGGACAGUACGUGGACGAUUUCUUAAAAGGAGAUGGUGGAGGUGUUAUCAACGCUGCUACAGUCCACCAUUACUACUUUGAUGGUAGACAUUCAGUGCUCAGUAUGUUCAUGGACACAAGCAUAAUGGACAGCCUCAAGUCUAAGAUCGAAUCUUUUCUCUCUAUGGGAAAUGCCCGCAUCCCCGGGAAACCAGUGUGGCUGGGCGAGACGUCAUCAGCCUACAACACAGGAACUCCCGGGAUAUCCAACUCAUAUGUUGCAGGAUUCUUGUGGAUGGACAAACUGGGCCUCAGUGCCAAAAUGGGUGUGAAAGCUGUUCUCCGCCAGGAUUUCUAUGGAGGAAACUAUAGUUUGGUACAACAAAACACCUUCUACCCCAACCCAGAUUACUGGCUGACUGUACUGUACAAAAGACUGGUUGGAAGUCACGUCUUCAACCUCACAUCCACGGCCGACAAGUCUGUCCGAGUGUAUGCCCACUGCGCCAAGCAAACCAGCGUGUACAAAUAUGGUGCAGGCAGUGUUGUAGUUUACGCCAUGAAUCUCCACACCUCUGACGUCACGCUGACUGUACCCCAAUUUGCUGGACAGACUAGAGAUGUGUACUGGCUCACCUCACCCAACAACAAUCUUACAGCCACUACCGUGGACCUUAAUGGAGCACCCAUCAACCUGGUCAACGACGAUCUACCUCCCCUGACUCCCAGCAAGCUUAGUACAGACGUUACCAUGCCACCGACUUCAUUUGGGUUCCUGGUAUUCCCAGAGGCUGGAGUUUCAGCAUGCACCAGCAAAUAGUUACCUAUGGCCUUGACACUUGACCCCUCUGGCCAUGUGACUUCAUGCUCAUAUUCAGAUUUUGAAUAAAUUCAAUUAUGCAUAUAAACUAAUUUAGCUACACCAUCUGUAUAAUUGAAUAAGGAACGAAUAUGCGUCCAUGUUCGUUGUGUUAAUUACACUGACAUGUAGCCACUGAAAUGAAAAUAGUUUUCAGAAAACAACUGUUGUUCAAUUAUCUUUAAAAAUAUUAUAUAAAUAAGCCCAUAGACUCUCUUCUUUUUCACCAACUGCUAUAAUCUAGUCUUGCCAACUACCAUAGACUGGCAUAAUAAACAUUCGGGUUAUG
This is a messenger RNA of Haliotis rufescens (red abalone), 1855 nucleotides long. Its product is annotated as hyaluronoglucuronidase-like. Gene Ontology annotation, molecular function: hydrolase activity, acting on glycosyl bonds. The coding region runs from base 79 to 1527 and encodes 482 amino acids. The record is from RefSeq and is a predicted model, not a curated record. NCBI's taxonomy places the organism in Eukaryota, Metazoa, Mollusca, Gastropoda, Lepetellida, Haliotidae. The transcript has 10 exons. Gene Ontology annotation, cellular component: extracellular matrix; membrane.